Spinacia oleracea (spinach) is the source of this 1667-nucleotide messenger RNA. RefSeq lists its product as uncharacterized. NCBI's taxonomy places the organism in Eukaryota, Viridiplantae, Streptophyta, Magnoliopsida, Caryophyllales, Amaranthaceae. The transcript is spliced from 8 exons. Gene Ontology annotation, biological process: mRNA splicing, via spliceosome. The record is from RefSeq and is a predicted model, not a curated record. Gene Ontology annotation, molecular function: protein binding. The coding region runs from base 199 to 1098 and encodes 299 amino acids. Gene Ontology annotation, cellular component: catalytic step 2 spliceosome.
GAAUCAGCAGAGUAGCAGACGUCUAACGCCCCAGCAAGUCUGCAACAAUAUUAGUUCCCUUCCAUCAUCAACCUUGAGUCCAAUUCCAGUUAGCCGGUUGAGCCCUAACUACCAACAACAGCUACCUUCACCACAAUUCAAGCUCGCCUUCUCAGCUUCUCCGUUCUCCACUACAUAGCAUAGCAUAAAAGAAAUAGAAUGAGUGUGGAGGAGUUACCAAAGCAGGAGGCUAACGUGCUCCGGGGGCACGAGGGCGCAGUUUUAGCUGCUCGCUUUAACGCCGACGGAAAUUAUUGCCUGAGUUGCGGAAAGGACCGUACCAUACGUCUCUGGAAUCCUCACCGUGGAAUUCACAUCAAAACCUACAAAUCUCACGGCCGCGAAGUCCGCGAUGUCCACGUCACCCCGGAUAACUCAAAGAUUGUCUCAUGUGGUGGUGACCGUCAAAUAUUUUACUGGGAUGUAUCUACUGGUCGUGUAAUUCGCAAAUUUCGAGGACAUGAUAGCGAGGUAAAUGCUGUGAAGUUCAAUGAGUAUUCAUCUGUUGUUGUAUCAGCUGGGUAUGACCGUUCGGUGCGUGCAUGGGACUGUAGGUCUCAUAAUACCGAACCAAUUCAGAUCAUUGACACUUUCCAAGACAGUGUAAUGUCAGUGUGCUUGACGAGUAGUGAGAUUAUUGCUGGAAGUGUUGAUGGGACUGUGCGAACAUUUGAUAUUCGCAUUGGUAGGGAACUAUCUGAUGACUUAGGACAAGCGGUGAAUUGUAUUUCGUUAUCAAAUGAUGGUAACUGCAUAUUGGCCAGCUGUCUAGAUUCUACUUUACGUCUUCUUGACAGGUCUUCCGGGGAGCUACUGCAAGAGUAUAAAGGCCAUGUUUGCAAGUCAUACAAAUUGGACUGCUGCCUUACCAGUAGUGAUGCUUAUGUGGCCGGUGGUUCUGAAGAUGGCUAUAUUUUCUUCUGGGAUUUGGUGGAUGCAUCUGUGGCGUCAAGGUUCCGAGCUCAUGCUUCAGUGGUUACAAGUGUAAGUUAUCAUCCCAAGGACAACUGUAUGAUAAGUGCCUCUGUUGAUGGAACUAUCCGUGUCUGGAAAACAUGAGAAAGAGAAGUCCAAGUUUUAUUGACACUAAUGUUAUCAUCGGAUGCUCGGUGUUGAGUUUGGAUACAUUACAUUGGUUUGUUUCGCACGAACUCCCGUCUAUUUUACCGGAGAACAGUCAAAUGGAAGAAUCGGUCACCCAUCCCCUAUAACGGACUAUUGAAGCGUGACCGUGACCACCGUAAUCUCUGUUACGUUGUAAAUGUAAGUAUAACUUGUACACUGAAUGUUCCGCAUAAUGCAAGGAAAAAGAAACAGUUAAGGACCAUUUAGUAGUCAAUACACGCAGAAAAGAAGUCUUUAUUUUAGAAUUUGGGGUGGGAGAGACGACUUCAAAGAAAGAGUCUUUUACUCUCUCUCUCUUUCCUUUCCUACGAAGAACUUCUAAAGAAAAAGAAAAGAAAAUUUAAGGCAUAUGUGCGGACGAGAAUACCCAUCAUAUUGGGAGUUACUUGUUCCCUAAGAUAUUGUUUUCUUCCUUUCCAAGUAUUUUACAGACUACGGAGUACUAUAAUAUUGUAUAUAUUUAAAAACAAAAAAUUAUAAGAAGAAUAAUCUUACUGAACCAA